CAGAGCCUGGGGGUUGUCUGCUUCUAGGUCUGCUCCCAUUUUACAUCGCGUUUCCUCACUAGAUGGUGUGCAAGCCACUGGAGAGUAACACUUCCCCGUACAGUGGGCUCUACAUCCAGCAAAACAAACCUGGGAAACUAUACAGCGGAUCAUUUCUUUACGGGGCUCCGAGGAGGAGAAGUGUGGAAAUAACGCGUCGUUCGCGUCAAGGUUUUCUUUUUUUAAAAAGCCAACCCCACGCUUCUUUUAUUAAUUUUUUAUUUGCAACAAGAAUACUUGGGAAAAGCGGCAACAAAAUACAGCUGUGAUGGACAUAAUGAUUGUGGUGCAGGAUGCUUGUGUCUCUGGUCAGUGGCUUACUGCGAUUAUUCUCAGCCUGUGCUGCUUUCUGCCGUCCUGUUUGCCCGCUGGACAAACUGUGGACUAUUCCUCGGUUGAAAGUGUGGUCAGCAGACAAGGCGACACAGCUCUACUGAGGUGCUACCUGUUGGAUGGGAUCUCUAAAGGAGCCUGGCUGAACCGCUCGAGCAUCAUAUUCGCAGGGAACGACAAGUGGUCUGUGGACCCGCGUGUGUCCAUCGUGUCCAGCGUCGGAGACAAACAUGAGUACAGCCUUCAGAUACAGAAAGUGGAUGUAACUGACGACGGCCAAUACACGUGCUCCAUUCAGAGUGAGCGCAACCCGCGGCCAAAGCUCCUCAACCUUAUUGUAAAAGUUCCUCCCAAGAUAUAUGACAUUUCCUCUGACAUCACGGUAAACGAGGGCAGCAAUGUGUUGCUCAUCUGCACAGCCAGUGGGAAACCUGAGCCAACCAUUUCCUGGAGACACAUAACCCCAUUAGCCAGGAAGUAUGACAGUGGCGAAUAUCUUAACAUCAGCGGCAUCACAAGGGACCAGGCCGGAGACUACGAAUGCAGCGCUUUAAAUGACAUCGCCUCUCCUGACACCAAAACAGUAAAAGUCACAGUCAACUUUGCCCCAGCUAUCCAUGAGAUGAAAAGCCAUUGCGUUGGUCUGGGACGCACAGCUCUGCUAAGGUGCGAGGCAGCUGCCGUGCCUUCCCCGACAUUCGAGUGGUACAAGGGUGAGAAAAGGAUUAUCAAGGGUCAGGGAAUCGAAAUCAAGAGCCUCAGCUCCAGAUCAGUCCUCACAGUGACCAACAUGACAGAGGAUCGUUAUGGGAACUACACAUGUGUCGCCUCCAACAAGCUGGGGACGGCUAAUGCCAGUGUGCCUCUCAUUCCGCCCAACACUGCACCCUAUGGGAGCACAGGAAGCGCAUACGUCCCGCUGGCCUGCCGAUACCUGGUCCUGGCUCUCUCCUCCUUCAUCAGCGUGUACUAGCAGAGGCCAGCCCAGACACAAUGACUGUCGAGAGCAUUUAUGAAUCCUUUUUGACAUUGCUGAUGGCUGGAUUUCAAUCUGGUACAGUUAGUUGAAAAGCCGUGAGGGGAAAAUAAUCAGCGUUACUUUCUUUUUCAUUUUCUUUUCUUCGCUUUUUGGUGAAAUUUCUGUCAUGUAAAUACUAUGAUGUUUGUUUUUUUUAUUAUUAUUAUUAUUUCUUCUCUUCUUUUGGGAUUGAUUGACCACCUUGUGAAUCAGUGCUCACCCCCAGCCCCGCUCCACCUCCACUCAUAUCAAAAGCCCCCAAACUUCCCAAAUGAGUUACUUUCAUGCCUCUUUCUGUGUGAGGCAAUGGCGCAAAAUUUACAUUUUCAUCCAUUUUUGUACAUGGCUAAAAAGAAGCGAUUGUGCCAAGUCUCUCAGUACGCAGAAUUACCAUACCAAUGUUGUAUUGAAUGUAUUAUUGGGUUGUCGAACAAAGGAAAGACAUUUAGAUUCCAAACAAUACAAAUUCUGAUUAUGGAGUGAGCUUAAAAAAAACAGGGAAAAAAACAGAAAAAAAAACAAAAGAACAAAAAAGGCAGGGCUUUUCCAGGACCUGUAUUGUCAUGAUUACUCAGUAGAUGGAUGAACAGUGUUGAAGGUGUGCUUUGUUGUAUUCUGAAAUGGGUCCUUCAGUUACUAUGCCUGCCUAACAGAUCAGGCAGCCGUCAAAGUAGCAAAGUAUACUGUAUUGUAUCUUUAUAUUUUAAUAUAGUGUAGGCUUUGUUUUAAAGUGGGACCAGCUUUUCUCAUUCGACCAAGAACAGUAAAACAGUUCAUGACUUUGUACAGUGUGAAGGGAGGAACAUCGCUGCCCUAUGUUUACAUUCUUCUUCAAAAUAUAAAUACUACAGUAUAUACUUCAUACUUUCUUUUCCCGUGAGUCCACGUACGAGAAUGUCACAACAAACUGUUUCAGUUGAGAAGAAAAGGCAGAGCCCAAGUUCAACUGUUUUAAGCUUUUCCCUUAAAGAUGCAGUUCUUUGAAACAUGCCACUUCCAGUGGGCGUCUAAGCGGAGCAUUUUGUCUCUGAAUUUGUUGUGUACCUACUGAUCAUCUACUGACGGAAAAACCCACAGCUGCACACUGUAGGUCGCUUGAAGUUUUUUGGCUUCAACCUUUGGCACCAUACUUAAAAAAUGGAUUCUGGGAAAGCUGCAUUCUCCAGCACAGUAUUUUCUUCCUUUGUUUUUCAUUAGAGAUUAUUCAAUACUUAAAUAUAUUCAAGUGUGGUUUUUUUUACAGUAAAUAUACAGUAUCUACUUCAUUGUGCCAGUUAACAAAUAAAAGACAUCCAGAGAGCCAAAGGCCAUGUAACUUAAGAUUUCUGGCAUUUACACCCACAUAUUUGGUUAAGUACAAAAAACAUUCAAAAGAGAAACCUGUUUUGGCUCCAAUCUAAGUCCUUCUCGUGUUAAUUAUGAGCAACAGAACACAAAAUAAACCCUAUGAACAUUUUCAUCACUACAAACAUGGCCUGUGAGUGUCCAUUUUGUUCAUAACAGCUGAUCAGUGUCCACAGGGCCAGAGAACGUCCAGCAGAGUAGAGAAUAAAUUAAACCAUGAGGUUGUUUAAUAUGAGAGAACGUGGCUUUUUUUAUUGAAAUCAACCACAUCAACGCUUAAAAACAAUGUUAUUGUAAAGGUUUACUUGCAGAGACCGUCAUAUUCAUCCUCAAGUAUCUUCAGUCCAUGGUGUAAACAGAGAUACUGUACUGUAAUGCCUUAAUAGUACCAUAGACAUUAAAUGAACCUCCUUUAGAAGGACACUUCCAGAAGCUCUCAAUAAGAUACAACUCAUUUGUUUGACAUAUUACUGAUUAUUGAAUGUUCAUAAACCAAUAGCUGACUUAUCUUUCAAAUUAGGCAUUAUAUCCCCAAUUUCUCAACUCGCAGGUAUUUUCAAAUAAGCCAGUUGCAUCUGAUAAAAAUGCAGUAUUUGUCAUACAGGUUAACAUGUUUGCAGGUCUUGUUUGGAUAUGAAUUGUUUUAUAUUUUGCCCCAGCAUCGAGGGUCUAACAGUACCCGAAUUAGUUCACACAGUAUUUUCACAUGAACUUGUAACUGCAUACCUAUAGAGAAAUAGCCAUCGCAGUUAAAAGACUUAAAGCACAAACAUUGUUGUUACUUUUACAUUUUGUGAUGAUUUCAGGUCUGCUAAACAUUUUUUUUCCUUUUUUUUUUGUUUGUACUGAAAUUGUUAUCAGUUUGUUUUACAAAUUAUGAAAAUACUGCACCAUAUGAUCUUGUUUAAAUGUUAAGGUAUAAUGAAAAUGGGUCAAAAGUAUAUUUAUUCUCUUCCUUUAUGAAAACAAUGUAUAAAAAAUAGAUUUGAAACAUGUAAAACUGGAUAUGUGACAUUUAUUUGAAUGAGGCACAGUAUGGCAUAGUUUAUAAUGUUGUGGGGUUCAUUUAGAUGCCAUAACUGUUGUUGAUUUUUCGUCAGAGGAGUACAUUAAAAAGAACAAUGUUUGCAAUCAAAUUACCUACUUUUUGAAACAGAGAGGGUGUGAACCAAUAUAACAGUAUUAUAGAACAGAAUCAAUGUGUGUAUAUUUGGAGAAAAUAGGAUACCUUUAGAGCCAGUGUGUAGUCAUAGUUUUCACACACUUGCGUGUUUGAUGAUGUGCAGAGAGUAUGGUUGUGCUGCAUGUCAAAGUUAACCUGUGUUUUUGAGGUGGCCAUUUUACAGAUAUUCAUACUUUUUAUGAAUGCAACCAGUUUUUUCCAAAAGUUUGGUUCUUAAACCUGGUCUAAAAAUGCAUACCUCCUACAGACCACUAGGCUAUGUUUGUUUGUGAUUUAUAUGAAUCAAUCUUUGCUGAUAAACUAAAACAACUGCUAUUCAGAGUCAUGAUGAUUAUUGUGGCACAUUGGUGACAGUCUGGAGUUAUUGUUGGUUGCUUGUCUAAGCAGUUAAGAUCAUGCUAGUAAUCCAUAUGAAAUGUACUGGAUGUUGAUUAUUUUGAAUAAUGGUAUUAUUAACUCCCUUUUAUCAAAUCACUAUUAUUUGCAAUAAAAGUCUUCAUGUUACAAUAUAAA
Micropterus dolomieu (smallmouth bass) is the source of this 4430-nucleotide messenger RNA. It is a transcript of the gene negr1, whose product is annotated as neuronal growth regulator 1. NCBI's taxonomy places the organism in Eukaryota, Metazoa, Chordata, Actinopteri, Centrarchiformes, Centrarchidae. The transcript is spliced from 7 exons. Gene Ontology annotation, cellular component: neuron projection. The record is from RefSeq and is a predicted model, not a curated record. The coding region runs from base 308 to 1345 and encodes 345 amino acids.